CUGCUUUUCCACAAAUCAAGCUCUAUCAAUAACUUGAACACCCAGGAGAGAUGUAACUGAAGCACUGUGUCACACUUUCUUUCAAAAUUCUGAUAUAAGUUUGGCUAACAUUCGUCUGGUCGACGAGGUACCAUGACGAAGCAAGCCGUCUUGCCAUGCCACUUAACCGAGGCGUGUCGACAACGGCUCAUCUCCUUCCUCAUCAUCCAGCUCAUCCUCGGUCUCCUCUGCGGCACCGCACUCAUCGGCGUCGGAUUAUACAUACGAAGCCACAUCCGAGCCAAAGUCAACCUCAUCGAGAAUUACGACUUCGAACAGCUUCCCAUCACUCUCAUGGUCGUCGGUGGUCUCACCGUUCUCGUUAACCCAAUCGUCGGCAAGAUCGGCCACGAGGCGUCUUUCUCGUGGAAGAGGGAGAAGCUCCGAAAUGGCUUGCUCACUAUGGUGGUAAUCCUCAGUAUCGUCGAUAUAGGGUUGCUGAUAGCAGGCUCGAUGACAUUCAUCCACCGUCAAACUUUGAGGAAGUCGUUUCACAGCGGGCUCGAAAGCGCCAUGAAGAAAUACAAGGACGACAUAGAGAUCAAGGUGGAAAUUGAUUCGCUCCAACUGGAACUCGGAUGCUGUGGAAACGAAAACUUUGAAGAUUGGUUUAAAAUACAGUGGAUUAAUGAUGACUAUCUCGACCAGUCGAACAGACCUGCUCGAGAUGCCAAAAAGGAGGAAGAUGACGAGGGAGAGACAUUGAACGAAUUCCUGAAUAACGACACGCCAUUUUCCUGCUGUCACCCACGCUCCAUUCGACCCUGUAUUCAUCACAAGGUGCUCGACAACGAUGCCCACUUCCGCUACGACUUCGAGCUAAGUUUUACGAUUCACAAGACGGGCUGCAAACAUCGGCUCAUGGAGUACUUCAACAAGAAGCUUAACAUCAUCGGCGGGUGUGUUAUGGGUCUUUGUGGACUACAGGUACUGUUAUGAGACAACGAAAUAUUCUACAAUUAUUCUAGUUUCCAAAGCUUAUGGAAUUCAGCAGUAGAAGCAUUAUUCUCCCUAUCCAAAAUUCAAAUUCAAAUUCAAACUUUAUUGAUUUCAAUCCAAACAG
Strongylocentrotus purpuratus (purple sea urchin) is the source of this 1102-nucleotide messenger RNA. RefSeq names its product peripherin-2-like. The transcript is spliced from 2 exons. Gene Ontology annotation, biological process: visual perception. The record is from RefSeq and is a predicted model, not a curated record. Lineage: Eukaryota; Metazoa; Echinodermata; Echinoidea; Camarodonta; Strongylocentrotidae. The coding region runs from base 133 to 978 and encodes 281 amino acids. Gene Ontology annotation, cellular component: membrane.